AUGCAACAGGUGAGUGACCCUGCCGUGUCCGAGCUUCGAAACAUUUGAGGCGGGCGGUGCAAUUGUGACAGUCGACAGCAUUCACACUCUGGAGACGGGGUAGCAACUAUGCGCCCCCGUAUACAGAAGUGCUGGAGCGAGGGCAGACAACGAGGCUGGCCGAGACUUGCUCGAGAUGUUUACCUCUGUCGGCCUAUUGACCAACACGCGGCCCAUAAAGUUUCGCAUUCCGGAUGAAAGAUGAAACGACCCCGGUAUCAACCAAGGACAGGCGGUCAGCAUGUAAUGGGGCCUUGCAAAAUCUCACUUGUUUUUUACUGUUUUUUUUUCUUUGAUGAUGAGCGUCCGCGUCUGGGCAGUCGACCCCUCCCCUUCAAGAACCUGUAAUCUGCAUCUUUGCCCCUACACCCAUGCACUUUGUCCAUCAAAUAGCAUUUUUUGCAGUUGUCAACCUCCGCAAUGUUGGCGGCUGGUUAUUGUCUUCGUUUUCGGAAAGAAGCCGACACGAUUGCUGGUACAAGAGUUUCACUCGCCUGAUGUUUCGGAUUCACGCUCAAAUCCACCAUCGGGGACUGCAUCAGAUAAAGGUAAUGUCUGCACACGCGUUUGGGUCAUUUUUGGGAUCGAGAUGCUGCGUCACCGCAUGCCUAUCAUGAUUGACAGUCCCCUCACUCAUCACGGAUGGCCGAACUUCAUGAUGAUGAUGUAUUCGAGAGUGAAGCUGAAAUGUCAAACGAAUAAAAGCCUCACAACAGCAACUGUGUCUUCUUCUUCCUCUUCCUCCAAAAGGGCGUCCUGAGACUCGCAUUUCCGCCUGCAUCAGUUUACUACGUCAAGCAAACCACGUUCGCGUACUCUUCCACAAAUUACGGCACAUUCGAACUAUGUAGAUUCUGUUUUACUGUCUUUCUUGCCCGUGGAACCAAAGUUGGUUAAAUCAACGAAUUUAUGCAUGAAAGCUAGAUGAUGAUGAUGAUGAUGAUGAUGAUGAUGAUGAUGAUGAUGAUGAUGAUGAUGAUGAUGAUGAUGAUGAUGAUGAUGAUGAUGAUGAUGAUGAUGAUGAUGAUGAUGAUGAUGAUGAUGAUGAUGAUGAUGAUGAUGAUGAUGAUGAUGAUGAUGAUGAUGAUGAUGAUGAUGAUGAUGAUGAUGAUGAUGAUGAUGAUGAUGAUGAUGAUGAUGAUGAUGAUGAUGAUGAUGAUGAUGAUGAUGCCGUGAUCACGUGA
Molecule: messenger RNA, 1223 nt
Organism: Spirometra erinaceieuropaei
Lineage: Eukaryota; Metazoa; Platyhelminthes; Cestoda; Diphyllobothriidea; Diphyllobothriidae
Source: the annotation of a GenBank genome assembly